AUGUCUGUGCGUCGGAAACAGGACGCCACGCUGCGCCUGGCGCUUGAUGCGGGCCCUGUCCCCUCGCAGAUGCUGAACUGCUGCAUUCAGAAGCGGGCGCAGGGCAUGAAGACCGCCCAGGAUGCUCUGGACAGCGGCGACGCCAGAGCGGAGGCCGACGAGGAGGAGGAGGAGUUCUUCGACGCGGCGGAGGAUAGCGCCAGUGAGCCGGACUCGAGUCGACAGCGGCGGGCGCCCUGGAACCAGCCCGAGGGCCGUUUGAAACCGUGCGGCGCGCUCCGCCUGCUCGAGACCGGCGAGCGCAUGUACAUCCCGGUGACGCAGGACGUGGCGCCGGUGACGGAGGACCGGCAGCAGGAGCAGUCGGAGGUGCUGGUCAGCCUGGGCACCGACGCCGAGGGUGCGCAGCUGCGGGCGCGCAUGAUGGGCGCGUCGCUCACCUCCGACAUGGAGUCUUUCAAGGCCGCCAACCCGGGCAGCACGCUGGCCGACUUCGUGCGCUGGUACUCGCCCAGCGACUGGGUGCAGGAUGAGACGGACCCGUCGGGCCAGACAGGCUACGAUCUCGUGUGGAAAGUGUGA
Pollicipes pollicipes is the source of this 582-nucleotide messenger RNA. Its product is annotated as rab3 GTPase-activating protein catalytic subunit. The transcript has 5 exons. The record is from RefSeq and is a predicted model, not a curated record. The coding region runs from base 1 to 582 and encodes 193 amino acids. Gene Ontology annotation, biological process: positive regulation of GTPase activity. Lineage: Eukaryota; Metazoa; Arthropoda; Thecostraca; Pollicipedomorpha; Pollicipedidae. Gene Ontology annotation, molecular function: GTPase activator activity.